AUGAGUGACACACUACAAGCUGCUCCCCAGGACAAUAGCCUACGCCGACUGUAUCCAGGCACUCGUCUAGAAUCUACAUUUGCAUGGCCAGUUGAAUCCUUGGAUGGACUCGACUCAUCGUUUGGCGUUGUCGAAUAUAUUCAACAGACAAUACGAUUAGACAAAAGUAAUGUCGAGCGUAUAGUGGACCUUCCUGAAACUGUUGACAGCCAGGUUUGGCAGUUUGAACAUUUAAGACAAGUGUGUUUAGAACUGUCACUUUUAGUGGUUGCUUUGGAACCCGAAUGCACUAUGGAAAAUUGCCCUGAAAUGAAAGCUGAAGGUUGGGUCUAUCUUUGUGCCGCGCAUCCAUCCACACAAUCGUGCCCUGCGAUUGAUUAUAUUAUACACACUCUCGAUGGCGCUGCUAUGCUGUUGAAUAACUCAAAAUAUUUUCCAAGCAGGAUAUCGAUCCCUGAACCAUCAUUGAAACAUUUCCAAUCUAUCGCCCGACGUCUUUAUCGAGUAUUUGCACAUGCUUAUUUUCAUCAUCGCGAAAUAUACCAAUCGUUUGAAAAUGAAACAUCGUUGUACGCUCGAUUUCUCUUACUUUCACAAACAUACAAUCUGAUCCCACCAAAACUUGUCACUAUCCCAAAUGAAAGCAGUAGCAACAACGACGAUAUGGAUGAGGAUGAUGAGUGCAAUGAAUAUAGUCGCGACCAACCACAACAGCAAUUGAAUAGCGAUGAUACUGAAACUGUUGUGUCAGCCAAUGGAGAUUAA
This is a messenger RNA of Zychaea mexicana, 765 nucleotides long. RefSeq names its product Mob1/phocein. The coding region runs from base 1 to 765 and encodes 254 amino acids. NCBI's taxonomy places the organism in Eukaryota, Fungi, Mucoromycota, Mucoromycetes, Mucorales, Lichtheimiaceae. The transcript is spliced from 6 exons. Gene Ontology annotation, cellular component: cytoplasm. The record is from RefSeq and is a predicted model, not a curated record.